Messenger RNA from Pelodiscus sinensis (Chinese soft-shelled turtle), 4347 nucleotides. The record is from RefSeq and is a predicted model, not a curated record. Lineage: Eukaryota; Metazoa; Chordata; Testudines; Trionychidae.
UCACUGAAGUUUCAAAGAAUGAAAUCUUGCAGAUUUAUUUCAAAAGUUGAAGAAGUUUUGAAUGACUGGAAACUUAUUGGGAUUUCUUCAGGGAAGCCUCUAGAAAAGGGUGUAUAUACCACUGGAUUAUGGGAGGAAAAAUCAGAUGAAAUUUCAUUUGCUGACUUCAGAUUCUCCAUUACUCAUCAUUAUCUUGUGCAAGAAGCCAGUGACAAAGAUGGGAAAGAGGAGUUGGUAGAAGAUGCCCUUCCGUUAUCUAUGCAAGAUUUGCUGUGUAUGAACAAUGAUUUUCCUCCUAGAGCCCAUUGUCUGGUGAGAUGGUAUGGCUUACGAGAAUUUGUGGUUAUUGCUCCAGCAGCCAAUCAUGAUGCCGUUCUUAGUGAAUCCAAAUGUAACCUUCUUCUGAGUUCAGUUUCGAUUGUGUUGGGGAACACUGGCUGUCAGGUACCACUGUUUGUGCAAAUACAUCAUAAAUGGAGAAGAAUGUAUAUUGGAGAAUGUCAGGGCCCUGGAGUUAGAACUGACUUUGAAAUGGUUCAUCUUCAUAAAGUACCAACUCAGUAUACUCAUUUAUCAGGUCUACUGGACAUCUUUAAAUCCAAGACAGGAUGUCCUUUAACUCCACUGCCUCCAGUAAGCAUAUCUAUUCGACUAACAUAUGUUCUUCAAGACUGGCAACAGUAUUUCUGGCCCCAACAGCCACCAGAUCUAGAUGCAUUAGUUGGAGGUGAAGUUGGAGGUCUGGAAUUUGGGAAGUUACCAUUUGGUGCCUGUGAAGAUCCUAUUAGUGAACUCCAUUUGGCAGCUACAUGGCCUCAUCUAACAGAAGGUAUAAUUGUGGACAAUGAUGUUUAUUCUGACUUGGAUCCCAUUCAAGCACCACAGUGGUCUGUGAGAGUCAGAAAAGCAGAUAAUCCUCAGUGCUUAUUAGGUGACUUUCUUACUGAAUUCUUCAAACUUUGUCGUCGGAAGGAAUCAACUGAUGAGAUUCUUGGAAGAUCUACAUUUGAAGAAGAUGGAAAAGAGGUUGCUGAUAUAACCCAUGCUUUGUCAAAGCUCACAGAGCCAGCACCAGUUCCAAUCCAUAAAUUGUCUGUCACAAACAUGGUUCACAGUGCAAAGAAAAAAAUUCGUAAACACAGAGGUGUAGAUGAAUCGCCAUUAAAUAACGAAGUCCUCAGUACUAUUAUGUUGUUCUUAUUUCCUGAUGCCGCUGACAAACUAACAGAUGGAUCUGAAGCCAUGCCUAGUACUUCAAGAAACAAUCCUCCUCCAGAGAGUGAAGAAUAUAAUCUUUACAAUCAAUUCAAAUCAGCUCCUUCAGAUAGUCUGACCUACAAACUGGCCUUAUGUCUUUGUAUGAUCAACUUCUACCAUGGAGGGGUAAAAGGCGUGGCACAUCUCUGGCAAGAAUUUGUAGUGGAAAUGCGCUGCAGAUGGGAGAAAAAUUAUCUAAUUCCAGGGUUAGCUAAUGGAUCUCCAGAUCUGAGAUGCUGUCUACUGCAUCAGAAACUUCAGAUGUUAAACUGUUGCAUUGAAAGAAAGAAAGAAAGAGAUGAGGGGAAAAAAGCAUAUACUGUUGAUCGUUCACCUAGUGGUUCUUAUGGUGAUACUGGGAAAGCAGUAGACCAUUCAGGUGGAGAUUAUCAAAAGGAGACUGAAAAGGAAAGAGGAGAGGUUGGAAAAUCUUGGGAAUCAUGGAGUGACAGUGAAGAAGAAUUUUAUGAAUGCCUCAGUGACACAGAAGAACUGAAAGGAAAUGGACAAGAAAAUGGAAAGAAAGGAGGAACAAAAGAAGGAAGUAAAGAAUCUGCAACCUUAAAACCAGAAGGUCGCUUACAUCCACAUGGAAAGCUGACUUUGCUGCAUCCCGGAGAACCUCUCUACAUUCCAAUAACACAGGAGCCAGCACCUAUGACAGAAGAUCUGCUAGAAGAACAGUCUGAAGUGUUGGCUAAACUGGGAACAUCGGCAGAAGGCGCUCACCUUCGGGCACGUAUGCAGAGUGCUUGCUUACUCUCAGAUAUGGAGUCAUUUAAGGCAGCUAACCCUGGUUGUUGUCUGGAGGAUUUUGUAAGGUGGUACUCUCCUAGAGAUUAUAUUGAAGAGGAAGUGGUUGAUGAAAAGGGAAAUAGAGUACUUAAGGGUGAACUGAGUGCCCGAAUGAAGAUUCCUAGUAACAUGUGGGUAGAGGCGUGGGAAACGGCAAAACCAGUUCCAGCCCGGAGGCAAAGGCGACUGUUUGAUGACACCAGAGAGGCUGAGAAGGUGCUUCACUAUCUUGCAGUUCAGAAACCAGCUGACCUUGCAAGGCAUCUUUUGCCUUGUAUUAUCCAUGCAGCUGUACUAAAGGUAAAGGAAGAAGAAAUGCUGGAAGAUAUCUCUUCAGUUAAGAAGAUUAUUAAACAGAUAAUAUCUCAUUCCAGUAAAGUUUUAAGAUUUCCAAACCCAGAGGACAAAAAAUUGGAAGAGAUCAUUGCUCAGAUUAUGAGUGCGGAAGCUACCAUUGCCAGGGCAAGGUCACUGAAAGCAAAAUUUGGGAUAGAGAAAUGUGAGCAGGAAGCGGAAAAAGAAGAUCUGGAAAGGUUUGUAAAUUCUCUUUUGGAACAGCCAGAAGUAUCGGUCAUUGGUGCAGGAAGAGGACCUGCUGGUAGUAUCAUCCACAAGUUAUUUUUGAAUGCCCAGAGGAUGACUGAAUCUUCUGAUGAGGUUGCCACAAUGAUUCCACUUGAUGAAGAACUGAAGAGGUCUGGCUCAUCAGAUGAACGGAGACUGAAUUUAGGAGCAGUUGCAGAUUUCCCACCACCUGCAGGCCGUGAGCUCAUUUUACGCAUGACUGUACCUCGACCUGCACCUUACUCUAAACCACUGCCUCAGCGAAUGUACAGUGUAAUCACAAAAGAGGAUUUUCGACUUGCUGGUGCCUUUUCAUCUGAUACAACAUUCUUCUGAUGUCACUGGCUUUAGGUUCUCUUGUACGUCUCUGCAAGUGGAACACUAUUUCUCUCUUUCCAUGGAAAUAAAUGCUAUGGACCAUGCCAGUCUGUGGACAAAGAGAGGAAGGAUAAUACUGGAAUAAUUAUGCUAAAGAAUAACUUUUCCCUAAUGAGUCGAACCAGCAUCUCAGAGUGAUUCCUGCAUCAAUCUGGUAUUUGGGACAGCUCUAUACGUUUAAACAUUUCUUCUUCUUCUUCUGUCUAGAAAUCUCCCCUCUAUCCAAAAAGUUGUACUUGUUUGCAUUAGUUUAACAAUGGACAUUUCUCUGGGCUUUUUACAAGUACUUCAUGUUGAAUUUAUAGUACAGUAUGUGCUGCUUUUCAAUUCUUAAUGUAGUCCUGGUGUUAGGCAGCCUAUUUGAAGUGUGAACAUUAAAAUAGUUAUUUAUUAUCAUAUAAAAUAUAAUCUUAAAUUCUGGAUAUUUUUGGUGACCUUUUCACUGAAUUCCAAUGGCUGGUUUUAAAAUACUAUUACUUUAAGCAAAAUGUAUCUAGAGAAGAUUCUAUCUUGUGCUAAACUCUUAAACAUGCAGUAUUUGUCUGAAAGAAGUCCUGGAUUAUAUGCAUUACAUACGUCUUUUUCUCUGAAGCACUUACAUAGAUAUUUUUGGCUAUAGCAGGGUAUUAAAUCUUAAAAAAAAGGGUCAAGUAGCCUUAAAUUUGUCAUUUAAAGUUUUCAAGCUUUUAUGUCUCCCUGUGUUGGAAGGGAUCAUGCCUACAAGUGUACUGUAGACAGCCACAUGUUAGCUAUGCUUCAGCUAUUGUGCUAAGAGUAGCAAUGGGGGAUGAUGGUGCCUCAGGCUAGCUGCCAAAGUAUGAUCAGUCUUGAGGCCCUGAGUUUGAAUUUGGGUGGCUAACUGUAGCCAUUAUGGCCACACCACUUUUUUUUUUUUUUUUUUUUUUUUAAAGUGAGGUUGCUGAAGCAGAACUAAUAUGGCUGUCUAUUCAUGUUAAGAAGUAUGCUCACAGCUAGUGUAGCAAUACCUUAAAGGUGAGACAACUGGGCCAAAACUUUAUGUAAAUGAUGAUUAAUUACUUAAGCAACUUAUUGAUGCUUAUAGAUGCCUCUUGACGCCACAUAGUGUAUACCAUGCAUUUAUGUUCAUAUUGUUCUGGUAAUAAAAAUAUUAUGAAACACAUAAAUCACAUGCUAUAUGUUGACUUUGUAAAAUACCAUGCAAACAGUGUACUUUUAACACAAAGGCUUAUUUUAAGCAAUAGCUUGUUUUUGUCUGAAUCAAAGGAUUAUAGUGGUGUUGUAAACUGUCAAAAUGGCUGUGAAAACAGUCUUGAUGCUUGCACUUAUUUGUCUUUGGACACUGUACAAUAAAUCUUAAAUUGUAAUUUGCGA